Messenger RNA from Mycena indigotica, 1257 nucleotides. RefSeq lists its product as uncharacterized. NCBI's taxonomy places the organism in Eukaryota, Fungi, Basidiomycota, Agaricomycetes, Agaricales, Mycenaceae. The transcript has a single exon. The record is from RefSeq and is a predicted model, not a curated record. Bases 139 to 1257 code for a protein of 372 amino acids.
CGGGGCGUGGCGCGUUUCUCUUCCCUUCCCCCACCUUCCCCGGCGGCUCGUCGCCUUUUCCUUUCCUCCUCCCGUUCACGACCACGACUACGACUGACGAUUUGGAUUGACGAAGGCGAAGACGAAGGACGGACGACGAUGGCCACUCGCCGCCCGCUGCCGCCCACCCCACUCCCACUCCCGCUCGCCCCCGCGAACCACGCUCGUUCGAACUCCCUGCGCGCGCGCGCCCGCUCCCCGCCGCCGCCCGCGCUCCGCCCCAAGGCCAAGGUGGCCCCCGCCGGCUGCGCGCUCUCCCUCGCCACCGCCACCGCCACCGCCACCGCCACCGCCACCGCCACCGCCACCGCGGGCUACUCCCCGAUGGAGCUCGUCGAGGAGGGCCUGCGGCUGCCCCCGCCGCCGGCCCCGGCCCGCACGGAGAAGGACACCGUCGCGUUCCCCGGCUCGUGCGUCCCCUUCCCCGACGCCGACACGCCACCCGCAGUCGCGCGCGAGGAGGAGGAGCGCGGCGACGGGAUGCCCCCGCGCCGCGUCCGCGCGCGCACGGUGCACGUCCCCACGCGCACGUACAACACCCGCGCGUCGGCGGCGGCCGCGAGCAGCCCGCUGCGCCCCGUCCCGACCCCGCCCGCGCGUGCCAGUGCGAAGCCGCGCAAGGCCAAGCGCGCGCCCGGCUGCACGCCACCGAAAACGUUCCCCGCCGCCCCGCCGACGCCGCUCCCCCCGCUGCCGCACGCGGACCUCCGCCUCAUGGCGCUCGUCGAGCGCGCCGUCGCGGCCCGGCUGCGCGCCCUCGACGCGUGCGCCGACGAGAACGCGAACGAAAACGCCGCGAUGCCCGGGCAGGUGACCGACCUCGACGCGCUGGACGGGCAGCUCGCCGCGCGCCUGCGGGGCACGCUGGCGCAGUACGGCUGGCGCCACUCCGCCUCGUCGCGAGCCCCCGCGCGCGGCUCGUUCGCGCUGCCCGGCCCGAGCCCCGCGCCCGCCGUCGUCAUCGGCGGCGAGGAGGGCGCGGUGGGGCGGCCGCUGACGCCGCUGCUCGCGUGGGUCGCGCGCUCGCCCAGCCCCGGCCCUGGACCCAGCCCGGUGGAGGUGUGUGCCGACCCGCUGUGCGGCGUCGUCGCGCGCCUGCUGCUCCGCCGGGCCGAGCGCGCCGGCGUCCGCGCGCCGCUGCGGGCGCGGGCUGUGCUUCCGUCCCCGCUGCGCAGGCUGGCCGCAGCCGACCACGACGACGAGAUGGAGGUGUGCUGA